GCAGACCGUGGCGUAGUGAACGUCGUAUCUCUUUCCAAAAAUGUCGUUGUGUAAAGUGUUAUUACAGUCAGCCAUUGGAAGGUGUAUUUGGAAUAGUCAUCAAUGUAUAAGUACAUCAGUUCCAAUUUAUAGAGAAUUUAGAAAAAAUAAGCGACUAAAUAUCGUCCCCAAGGAUGAUAGAGUGCCUCAGGAGAAAUCAUACGAGAUCGAGCCUGCUUGGACUAAGAAAUGCGAGUUUCCUGAUGAAAAUACAAAUGAUAGACUAUUUAAUGGGAUCAGAUUUGCAGAUAUCCCCACAGUGUACAUCCGUGUCUCACAAAAUAAUACAAUAUUUAUGCUGGCUGAUAACAAAGAUGUUCCUGUAGCAACACGAUCAUGUGGUAUGGAAGGUUUCAAAAAUUGUAAGAAAGGAACAAAUAUAGCUGCACAGGCUACAGCAAUUUCUUUUAGCACGAGGAUUAAACGAAAAGGAUUUGACCAAGUUCGAGUAGCAAUAAAAGGCUUGGGUCCUGGCCGCAUGGCAGCUAUAAAAGGUCUUGAAAUGGGUGGUUUGAAUAUUAUUUCCAUAACUGAUAGAACCCCUUAUGUAAUUGGAGGAAAUCGACCCAGGAAAGCAAAGAGACUUUAAUUUUGAAUAAGAUAAAGCUUCAGUUCUUUCAUGUUGUGUAUCACAGACAACUUCUGAAUGUCAGUUUCAAUCAUCAUGCCUUCAUUUAUUGUAGACAUUGUCCUUUUUAAAUGUAAUUAAUCUUUUGUAAAGAGAAAUCAUUAAUAAAGAUAAAAAUUUUUAAAUACAA
Messenger RNA from Stegodyphus dumicola, 797 nucleotides. It is a transcript of the gene mRpS11, whose product is annotated as mitochondrial ribosomal protein S11. Gene Ontology annotation, biological process: translation. The record is from RefSeq and is a predicted model, not a curated record. NCBI's taxonomy places the organism in Eukaryota, Metazoa, Arthropoda, Arachnida, Araneae, Eresidae. Gene Ontology annotation, molecular function: structural constituent of ribosome. Gene Ontology annotation, cellular component: ribosome.